This is a messenger RNA of Punctularia strigosozonata HHB-11173 SS5, 198 nucleotides long. RefSeq lists its product as uncharacterized. Lineage: Eukaryota; Fungi; Basidiomycota; Agaricomycetes; Corticiales; Punctulariaceae. The transcript has a single exon. The record is from RefSeq and is a predicted model, not a curated record. The annotation marks the transcript as partial.
GAGCCUUGGCACAAUUCAAUCCUCACCGGACAGAAGUGGGUAGAGGAACUCCUAGAUGGUCAUUAUGCUCGGAUGCAUGCGGUGCUCGGGAUGCACAAGCAUGUGUUCCUCAAACUUGGUACCGAGUUGGAGGAACAUGUUGGGUUCACCCGAUCCAAGCAUGUCUCUUCUCAAGAAUCACUUGCAAUAUUUCUCUAU